Messenger RNA from Lytechinus pictus (painted urchin), 2811 nucleotides. Its product is annotated as cytochrome P450 2D14-like. Bases 251 to 1798 code for a protein of 515 amino acids. NCBI's taxonomy places the organism in Eukaryota, Metazoa, Echinodermata, Echinoidea, Temnopleuroida, Toxopneustidae. Gene Ontology annotation, molecular function: iron ion binding; oxidoreductase activity, acting on paired donors, with incorporation or reduction of molecular oxygen, reduced flavin or flavoprotein as one donor, and incorporation of one atom of oxygen; heme binding. The record is from RefSeq and is a predicted model, not a curated record. Gene Ontology annotation, cellular component: cytoplasm; intracellular membrane-bounded organelle. Gene Ontology annotation, biological process: xenobiotic metabolic process. The transcript is spliced from 5 exons.
CUGCAGAUAUGUACCCACUUUUCGUGUCGUACGUUGAUAACGUCCUCUACCUUCCACUUGUAAGGUGGCACUUGAAGUCGACUUUUUCUUCUUCAGUAUGUCACAUGACUGAAUCACGUGAACAUAUUUUCACGAUUUCAAGGGUGUCGUUCGAAUGAUCAUUGCACCCUCGACACAAAUAAUUCAACUGGGUUCUCGAGAGCACAACUGAUCGAACUAUAUAGGUGGUAAACGAUCCGUGGGCUUAAUUAUGGAUUCCCCAUUACCAUCAGCAACAACCUCCUCCUCCUGGACGAAUGGUUCUAUUCCACUCUACGCAGUCACACUGGCCAUCCUUCUGCUGUUCUUCUUGAAACGAACUUCCGGCAAAACGAAAGGGCGCCCUCUUCCUGGUCCAAGAGGUCUUCCAAUCAUAGGAAGCACUCUCGAGUUUCUCUUCUCUAAACUGGACCCGAGGGAGAUCCACGAGAAAUGGGCGAAGGAAUACGGCGAAAUAUUCAUGUACAAGCUGUUGGGAUCUCGUUUUGUUUUCCUGAACAACCCUGAUAUCAUCCGCGAGGUUUAUGCAGCUGGGAAUCAUGUCCACGACCGAAUCCCUAUCCUUCUCUGCAACAAAGCCCUUGGAAGAUCCAACACAGAUCUUGGUAUAGUUGGAUGCAAAGCCGAUCUCGACUGGAAGAAUCUGCGAAAGUUCGUCCAACACGUCCUGCGGAACUUCAAGAGCUACUACUCAAGCUUUGAACCUGUUGUGGCAUCUCAGGCAACGCGCCUCGUUGAUGAAUUCUCCAGUCACAAAGGCAAGCCCUUUGAACCGCAGGGAAACAUCUACGCCACUGUCGCUAACAUCACCACCACUAUUGUAAUGGGGAAGACAUACGAGUACGAAGAUCAAGAGUUUGUGGCUCUGGUAAAGACUUCACAGGACAUCUUUGACUAUCUUGGCGCACUCACAAACAACUACCAUAUCCCGUUGGUUGCUUCGGUUCCCGUUAAAUCAAAUAGGAAUGGCUACCGGUCUAUUUCUAAAUUGUUCCGCUUCAUAAGGGACACGGUGGAUGAAACCCGUAGGUCUUUGGACAUCAGGAAGAAGACGACAGAAAGCGAACAGAACAUCGUACAGUCCUUCCUAGAGCAGCAGAAACUCAGGGAAAAGGAGGGCAAGAAUCACGUCUUCACGGAUCCUAACCUCUUUCAGACUGUAUUCGAUCUCUGCUUCGCGGGAUUCGACACCGUGAGCUGCAGCAUAUGUUGGAUCAUUCGACUCCUCUCCCACCACCGGGACGUCCAGGAGAAGCUCCAAGCCGAACUCGACGACGUCGUAGGACGUGAUCGCAUGCCACUCCUGAGCGACGGCGACGACCUCCCUUUCGUGAUGGCAACCAUAGCUGAGUGUUAUCGAAUCUCCCGGAUGAUUUCCACCCAGCUACCCCAUGUCGUUGACAGCGACUGCGAGGUCAGAGGAUACCACGUUCCAAAAGGGAGCUUCGUGUCAGUAAACGCCUCGUGGCUGGCGUGCAAUGAGGCGACCUGGGAAGACCCGGAAGUGUUCCGUCCUGAGCGAUUCAUCGACGACACAGGAUCAUUUGACGUGAACUUGGAAAACAAGAUGAUGAAAUUUGGUGUCGGUCGACGGAUUUGCGUGGGAGAGCAUUUAGCCCGGACAGAGCUCUUCGUUAUCAUGACGCAUCUUCUCCAUCGCUUUAUUUACGAAGAGGUCACGCCCUUCUCCAUGGGUUGUACUGGAACCUUGGUGUUACACCCGUUACCCUUCGAGAUCCGCGCCAUACCCCGGGGGUAGGAGGGUAAUCCAUUAAGGUUGGACGGCGAGGCCACUCGACCGAUGCAGACAAGAUAUGAGUUUAAAAGCGCUACAACGCACAAUAAGCCAGUUCGUAGUUCCUUUCUGUGCAUGAUCAAAAGGUUCUACGCAUGAUCAGAGGAAGGUCAUUUGUACUUAAGUGACAUGGUGGUUUAAAAUCUAAUGAGAUGAGCUCCAACUUUGAUGUCUUGAUCAUUCAUAUAUUCUUUUGAAUUGUGGUUUUCAUUUACAUCCACAAAAAACAACAACGCGUCCACGAACGACUGGUUUUCACAGUUUGCCAAGUACAUUGUGCAACAUGCUAUGAUAUGCAUUCAAAGUAGGAAUGCAACAAAUACCUUCAUAAAGUGUUCAUUGGUGUGCUAUUCUAGUCACCUGGUCUAUUCAAUUUCUUCAUCCUACUAUGUAAGGCAAGCUUACCUAAUAUUUUGCUUUGAAAUCUGCCUAUCAUAAUGAAAGAAAUGAAAGGUCAUUUGACCGAAAAUUGUCCAUGAGUAACUACGAACUGGUCUAUUGCAUUAUAGGUCACACGGCCACUUACGGUAGCUUUCUCCGUUUUCCUAUUUUUCUUCUUUUUAACAUUAAUGUUUUACAUAUAUAUCGAUUAGUAAUCGUAUGUUUGCGUUUUAUUUUUAUUUGAAUUGAAAAUAAUGUCUGUUUUUAGUUAUAUAGUUCAGUAUUUCAUUGAAAUCGUACGUUUGAAGGGUCAUUAUUUUGAAGGUAUAAAGUUAUUUUGUCAUACACUGUUUGGGCAGGGGAUGUUCCGAGCCUUGUUCAUAAUUUUUUUAAACAAUCCGUAUUCCGUAACCAUCCUUAACCUUCCGCAUCAAUUCGCAAGAUUCCCGACCUUUCGUUGGAAGAACGCGAACGCCUAUUUACGACGUUAGUUGAUUUUAGAAGAGACUUUUUGGCCCGUAGUCAUGGUCUUAAAACUCUGUCCUGCAAUGCAAAUUGUGUGACAUGAGAUUUUUUUUCGUUUCGCAUCUGGAACG